UUUUCUUUUUGUAAAUGAAUUUUUCCAGCGACUGUUUAUCGCCAGAAAUAGUUUUUGGUUUAAUAAGCCUAUUGCCAGUGAUGAUAACUCACCGGGAAUAUUAUAUAUAUAUCCGGCGAGUUAUUACCGAUGAAAAUUAUUUUAUGGUUUUAUAAAGCUAUUUCCGGCAAUGAAAAGUCGCAUUGAUCUUGCCUAAUUUGUUACCUUUGCAGAUCUCACGUCUGACCAUGAGUUUCUCCGUCGGUCUGGGUGUUCCUCAACCUGCAUAUCUAGCCAUAUUGCCCACCCCUGUUUGUAACAACAAUAAACUAGGACGCACAAUUCUAAUGACACCUUCGAGUGGAACUUACAGAGGCAAAAUUGCCAAGUCAGCUGCACAAUAUGAAACUCCCGUACCCGUACCGUCACAAUUUCAACCAUUGAUUGAUCUCCUUCGCGACUCUGCAGAUAACAAGUCAGUAAAACAAGCGAAAGCGGUUCAUGGGUUCGUCUUGAAAUCCGAUUUUUCGGAUAGGGACUUGCUGGCAUUGUUAAAUCAUGUAGCUCAUGCAUAUUCCAAAUGCUCGGACUAUUGUGCGUCUCAUCUAGUGUUUGAUAAAAUGUCUCAAAGAAACAUAUUUUCUUGGACUAUCAUGAUUGUUGGGUCGAUCGACAACGGUUUCUUUAUUCAAGGGUUCAAGUUUUUUUACGAGAUGAUGAUCCAUGGAAUCUUGCCCGAUGCUUUCGCCUAUUCGUCGAUCAUUCAUACGUGCAUAGGUUUAGAUAGUGUUGAGUUGGGUAGAAUGGUGCAUGCCCAAAUCGUUAUCAGAGGCUUUGCAUCUAAUACUUUUGUUACUACUUCUGUUCUUAACAUGUAUGCAAAACUGGAGAUGAUUGAAGAUUCGUAUAAGGUGUUUGAGACCAUGACUGAACAUAACCAAGUCUCGUGGAAUGCAAUGAUAUCAGGGUUUGUCUCGAAUGGUCUUCAUUUAAAAGCAUUUAAUCAUUUUCUUAGAAUGAUGAAAGGAGGCAUCACACCAAAUAUGUACACUCUUAUUAGUGUUUCGAAAGCAGUUGGAAACUUAGGUGAUAUUGGAAAGGGAAAAAAGGUUCACCAGUGUGUUUCUGAAUUGGGUCUGGAAUCUAAUGUUCUUGUGGGAACUGCUCUAAUUGAUAUGCUCUCAAAAUGUGGCUCUCUGAGGGAUGCAAGAUCUAUUUUUGACUCAAAUUUCACAUAUUGUGGAGUUAACACACCUUGGAAUGCAAUGAUCUCAGGCUAUUCUCGGUGUGAGUUUAGCCAAGAAGCUUUGGAACUAUUUGUUAAAAUGUGUCAGAAUGAUAUAAAAUCCGACGUUUACACUUAUUGUAGUGUGUUUGAUGCUAUUGCUGCUUUAAAGUUUGUGCAAUUCGGAAAGGAAGUUCAUGGAAUGGUUCUGAAGUCUGGAUUAAAUUUGAAGGUCACAAGUGUUUCCAACGCAAUUGCUGAUGCAUAUGCCAAAUUUAGUUUGCUUGAAGAUGCAAGGAAAGUAUUUGAUAGAAUGGAAGAGAGAGAUAUGGUGUCUUGGACAACUCUGGUGACUACUUACUCUCAGUGUUCUGAAUGGGAGGAAGCACUGGCCAUCUUCUCUCGGAUGAGGGAUGAAGGCUUUAUACCAAACCAGUUUUCCUUUUCUAGCGUGCUUGUAGUUUGCGCCAACCUUUGUUUACUUGAAUACGGUCAUCAAAUCCAUUCUCUUCUUUGCAAAGCUGGCUUAGACACCGACAAGUGCAUAGAAAGUGCUUUAAUUGACAUGUAUGCAAAAUGUGGUAAUAUAACUGAUGCAUCUAAGGUCUUUGAGAGGGUAUCUAACCCUGAUACUAUUACAUGGACAGCUAUAAUAUCAGGCUAUGCUCAACAUGGUCUAGUGGAGGAUGCCCUUCAACUCUUUAGGAGGAUGGAGGCGUCAGGUAUGAGGGCCAAUGCUGUUACCUUAUUGUGCGUUCUGUUUGCUUGCAGCCAUGGAGGUAUGGUGGAGGAGGGCCUAAAUUAUUUUCAGCAAAUGGAGGACAGUUAUGGUCUGGUACCAGAGAUGGAACAUUACGCAUGUAUUGUUGAUCUCUUGGGUCGAGUGGGCCGUUUGGAUGAUGCAAUGGAGUUUAUAGGAACAAUGCCGAUUGAGCCCAACAUAAUGGUCUGGCAAACCUUGUUGGGAGCAUGUAGGGUCCACAGAAACCUUGAGUUAGGAGAAAUUGCUGCUCAGAAAAUCCUUCCAAUUAUGCCGAAAUACUCAGCCACCUAUGUUCUUUUAUCCAACGCAUACAUUGAGACUGGGAAUUAUGAAGAUGGACUUAUUUUGAGAGAGAUGAUGAAAGAGCAGGGUGUGAAGAAGGAAGGGGGAUAUAGUUGGAUUUCUGUUGAAGGUAGAAUUCAUAAAUUUUAUGCAGGAGAUCAACAACAUCCACAGAAAUUGGACAUAUAUGCAAAGUUAGAAGUGUUGAGGAUGGAGAUCAAGUCCAUGGGUUAUGUUCCAGACUUGAGUUCUGUAUUGUGAGACGUAAAUUAGAGAUAAAGCUCAGUAGGUUGAUGGAAGUUCACAAAAGAGAGAAAAUUCAUCCAUUUGCCAACAUUUCUUGUAUGUAGAAUCUUAGAAGUGGGUGCAAAUGAUUCAUAGCCACAUAUUAUGAUCUCUUUGAGUAUAACUUCCCUGCCUUUAGGCUUUUUUGGAACUGUGAAUUAUGCUAUGUUUGUCACACAUUACAGACUGUCCAUAUUGGUGGGUAUGCUGUAUAGAAAGAUCCCAACUUUUACUGCUGAAACUGGGGAGAUAUUUCUCGGAGUUUUUCACUGUAUUUAAGUAUAUGAAGUGUAUUUAACUACUGCAUUAUGCCA
Juglans regia (Persian walnut) is the source of this 2848-nucleotide messenger RNA. RefSeq names its product putative pentatricopeptide repeat-containing protein At1g56570. Gene Ontology annotation, molecular function: RNA binding; protein binding. The record is from RefSeq and is a predicted model, not a curated record. Gene Ontology annotation, biological process: RNA modification. The transcript has a single exon. The coding region runs from base 228 to 2510 and encodes 760 amino acids. Lineage: Eukaryota; Viridiplantae; Streptophyta; Magnoliopsida; Fagales; Juglandaceae.